UGCUCACUGCUCACAGCCAAAGAGAAAAACUCUAAAGAGACAGGCCUGUGCUGAUCACCCUAUCCAAGAACAGCUCUGGGAUCCCUGGCUUCACUAGAACACCUCCUCUGAAAAGCUGCCCGAGAAUCACUACCCACAAGUUACAGACAGCAGAGUCACUGUUAAUGUUCACGGCCUUUCUGCUACAAUGAAUGACGAAGAGAACGUCCUUGAGGUCGAUGACACAGUCACAAUGACUCCUGAAAAUGAAUCUGAAACUCCUUCAGAACUUAAAAAGGCGCCUCCAGUGGCACCCAAACCUGCCUGGUUUCGCCAGAGUCUGAGGAAAAUUAAGGAUGAGCAGGACCAGAAGACGCAAGCAAAACCAUCAGAGCAAACAUCUGCUGCAAGCUUCAGCAGAAACUUUGGUAUCAGAUCUGCAUCGUCUGCAACCAACCAAUCAAUCAAGCAAAGGAUUCACUCUUUUGAGACUUUUUCCAGUCCAGAAGCUCCAGAAAAGGGGAGCAACAGAAGACCAUUGGCUCCUUCAACAACCCUCUCUCCAGUGGAGAAGGGAUCCCGAGACCCUUGCUCUUCCUACUCGGCCUCAAAUGGAGAUAAUGUGAAGAACAAAACUGAAUUUUCCAGAGAGAUCCAGUCCAGAGAUCCAGCACCCAGUAAGGAGGAAGACAACAUACCUGCCGCUGUUGCGCCCUGUGCCAUUGCCUCAACCAGCAAUGAAGCUCGUCAACAAACAACAGAAAAGUCCUCUGAAGAUGAAACUCCUUUUAAUCAGUCUACCACUGAUUCCAUGUAUUCUCAGACUAUCAGCACGGAUGUGGAGUCAGGGAUGAAUGAUUAUCAGUCUGCUCCAGUGCAUGACAGCAGUGAAGCCUUACCCACCAAACUGGAGUCUGAGCUUGAACGAGUGGAUUCUGAAACAUCUGUGAGAUCCAAUCAAACUGAAGGUCUAAAUCCCUCUGACGGGACAGAGGAGGAAGGAAAGCUGUCGAGGACUACUCGGAAUGCUGCUCCGACCACAGAGAGUAACACCGUGAGCAACCCAGAGAGUGAAAGCUUGGGGAAGAUAAUUACCUUCAGUAAUCAGGUGUCACAAGCAUUGAUGACCGUCUGUGGAGGUAAUCCUUCCUCCACAAACCUGCAGGACUCCUCUUCACUGGACUCCAUUAACCAGCAGGCGUCUGAUCUAGCCUUGGACACGUCAGGCAGAGGAUUCUCUUUCAGCCUGUUCACUUUGAGGGAGUGCAUCACCGAUCGAGGGGAGGGUGGAGUUCACAACGAGACUGCUUCUGCUUCUGCGCACUCUGUCAUCUCAGCUAUCAAUUCACAGGAAAUACAGACGAUGAUUCAGGAAGUUGAGGCUUUAGAUGAAGAAACACUGAAGCAACUCGUGGACAUCCAUGUAGUGGUUCUUCAUAAAGACGAGGGAGCUGGGCUUGGCUUUACCAUUGCUGGAGGGUCUGACCUGGAGAACAAAGCUGUUACUAGAGUCGUGGAGGAGGGAAGAGAGGAAGGAAGCUGCAGGAGUGAAGAGCCAAAUCCUGCUGUGGAGGAAUGGGGCGCUCCAAUGAGUGUGGAGCUGGAGAAAUGUGCUGGUGGUGUUGGCUUUACUCUGGAGGGAGGAAAAGGCUCAAUCCAUGGAGACAGACCUUUAGUCAUCAACAGGAUCUUUACAGGGGGAGCGGCAGAGCAGAGCGGUCUGCAGAGCGGAGAUGAAGUGUUGCAGGUCCAGGGAAUAAGUCUGCAAGACAUGACUCGAUUUGAGGCGUGGAACAUGAUCAAGGCUUUGCCUGAAGGACCCAUCACAGUGGUCCUCAAGAGGAGGCUGGGGGCUGCAGAAUGACCGGCACAGCUUAUGGGCACUGAUUGAAGUAAAAAACAAAAAAACAAAAACAAAUACCCCAGGACAAACAAACAAAAACAACAAACAAACAAAAACAGCAGCCUCAGUAGCAAACAAGGACACAGAUGUUGGACUUUUUCUCUUUUUUGUUUUUUAAAAAUCUCAUCAGGUUAAUAAUUCUUUUAGUUUUAUACCAAAGACAUUGCAAAUGUUUCAUUUUUAUGCAGUAAUUUUGCAUCUACUUUGAAUUUCAGAAGAAAAUAGUGAAAUUUCACAAGUUGUUGCUUUUCAAUCUUGUGGCAAGAAAAAGGAAACGUCGCACACGUGCAAACAAGACAAACUGUCAAAUUGGUUAAAGAAACACACACAAAACAAUAUUUCUCAGAAUUAAAGGACAACUGCACAUCUCGAUAAAUAAUACAAAACUCAGUUAAUUGGCAAGGGUUUGAACACUGCAAGGUUCGUUUUGCUUUAACUCGCUUGCUUAAUGAUAUUUGUACAGGAAAAGCUUUUAAUGUGGCGACAAACAAGAUCAAUUUGGAAUCUGGAGGCAGCUCAACAGCUGCAGGUACCUGCCUACUGCUGCAGUAGCUUGACCCUGAAUCUUAUUAAGAGAUUAAAUUAAUUACAGAAAUUGAAUUUUAUUUUUAAAUUAAUAUUAUUAAAAAGAGUUUCUGUGCUCACAGUCUAAGUCAUGUGCCUGAAAUAACAAUAUUAAUGGUCAUAGAGAUGAUUAA
This is a messenger RNA of Neolamprologus brichardi, 2580 nucleotides long. NCBI's taxonomy places the organism in Eukaryota, Metazoa, Chordata, Actinopteri, Cichliformes, Cichlidae. The record is from RefSeq and is a predicted model, not a curated record.